GAUCACGGAGGGCGCCCAGCCCUCCGCACCAGCUCCCGGCUGCGCCCCCACCGCGGGGCCCUAGGGCUGCGCGCUCGGCGCUCGUCCCCAGGCCGCCAGGCCGGUGCUGCCUGUCAGUCCGUCCGUCCGUGACCGCGUCUCCUCCCGGCGCCAUGCCCUUCCUCGGACAGGACUGGCGGUCCCCGGGGCAAAGCUGGGUGAAGACGGCGGACGGCUGGAAGCGCUUCCUGGAUGAGAAGAGCGGCAGCUUCGUGAGCGAUCUCAGCAGUUACUGCAACAAGGAGGUAUAUAACAAGGAGAACCUCUUCAACAGCCUCAACUAUGAUGUUGCUGCCAAGAAGAGAAAGAAGGACAUACAGAAUAGCAAAACCAAAACUCAAUAUUUCCACCAAGAAAAAUGGAUCUAUGUUCAUAAAGGAAGUACAAAAGAGCGCCAUGGAUAUUGUACUUUGGGGGAAGCUUUCAACAGAUUGGACUUCUCCACUGCCAUUCUGGAUUCCAGAAGGUUCAACUAUGUAGUACGGCUGUUGGAACUGAUAGCAAAGUCACAGCUCACAUCCCUGAGUGGCAUUGCUCAAAAGAACUUCAUGAACAUUUUGGAAAAAGUGGUACUAAAAGUUCUUGAAGACCAACAAAACAUUAGACUUAUAAGGGAGCUACUGCAGACCCUCUACACCUCCCUCUGCACAUUGGUCCAAAGAGUGGGCAAGUCUGUGCUGGUGGGAAACAUCAACAUGUGGGUGUAUCGGAUGGAGACUAUUCUACACUGGCAGCAACAGCUGAACAACAUCCAGAUCACCAGGCCUGCCUUCAAAGGCCUCACCUUCACUGACCUGCCUUUAUGCUUACAACUGAAUAUCUUGCAAAGGUUGAGUGAUGGACGGGACCUGGUCAGCCUUGGCCAGGUGGCCCCAGACCUGCAUGUGCUCAGUGAGGACAGGCUGCUGUGGAAGAAACUCUGCCAGUACCACUUCUCUGAGCGGCAGAUCCGCAAGCGAUUAAUUUUGUCAGACAAAGGGCAGCUGGAUUGGAAGAAGAUGUAUUUUAAGCUUAUCCGAUGUUAUCCAAGGAAAGAGCAAUAUGGAGACACCCUGCAGCUUUGCAAACACUGCCAUAUCCUUUCCUGGAAGGGCACUGACCAUCCUUGCACAGCCAACAACCCAGAGAGCUGCUCUGUUUCACUUUCACCCCAGGACUUUAUCAACUUGUUCAAAUUCUGAAUCCCAACACAUGACAACACUCCACAAGGGGCCCUGCUGAUUGGAUGGCUGGUAGUUUGGACACUUCAUUUGUAAAUAGUGUACAUUUUAGACAUUGGCUCGAAACUUGGGCGAUAAGCCAUUGAGUGGACAUUGGAAGGGAGAGACGCAGUUGCCGUUGGGAAUUUUUAAAUGUGAACUUCACAUUAGGACUGGUAUGGAAAAGCAGAAAUAGUGUAAAUAAACUCUUUUUUUUCCCUAACAAUUUGCCAGUGAGACUAUAAGGGCAAGAAUUCUGUGAACUGUGAAAAAUGGAAUUCUCUUGAUGUGUAUGGAAACUCCUUUAUAAAUUCCCUGAGAAGAAAAAGGCAAAAUUCAAAUUACAAGAUUGAACAUUCUCUGUUUACAACGUGAAAAAAGAAGAAGAAAAACUACAUAGGAAAACUCUUUGGGCUUUUUAUUUUCAUUUGGGGCUUGUUUUUGAAAAGGCAAAGAAGUACCACCCACCCACUACCUGCAUGAACAUAAGGGCCUUAUCCUACAAAGAUGCCACACAAUAGUCUACCUCUAAAAAGCAUAGAGUGUUCCCUCAACAGCACGCAUUAUCCAGUAGGCAGUGUCUUGUUUCUUGUAAGUUUAUUCACCACAAUAAAAAGUGAUUUAAAAUAGAAAGGGUAUUUGAAGCAACCCUCAUCUUGUUUCAGACUUCCUUUUUAGGCAAACAGGGGCCUCUUUGGAGUUCCCUUUGUCCUAGAAAAAUCUCCAAGUACCUGUGCCUUUUUUUCCCCUUUUCUGAUGUAGAUCCUUUAGGGAAACAGAAAGCCAAUUAAGGAAAGUCUCAGCCAAAGUUGUGGCAAAAAAAAAAAAAAAAAAAAAGAACUAGGCACCAUGUAGAUGUGAAGAUUUCCUUCUUCUAGUUUAACUUCCGGGUUUGUCAGUUUAACUUCCAGGUUUGUCCGGGCUUCCUUGGCUAUCUUCAUGGAUAAGCAGAUGUCUGUGAACUGAUUGGAACCCAAGUGCUUGAGGCUUGAAAUACAAAUUUAACAUGCUGGCCAGUUAAACAUGUUGCCAGCCACCAUUGUCCUGGGUGGGGUGAGGAGCUGAGGGGCCUUAUUAACUUUAGAUCCAACAUCAAAAUGAGGCAAACUGAGCUGGAACUUUUUGCAAGAGUGAAUGAAUAUAAAACCUGGAGUUCUAGCCAAACAGGGAGAGGAUUUCAUCUUGAGUUUGCUUCAGGCCUGGAGCGUUAAGAUGAAGAGAGCUCAAGCAUUAAGAUCCCAGGGGAUCUUAUGAGGCAAAUAGGAACAGAUUCGUCACUGUGGAAGGAAGGAAAGCUCAGGAUUUCAUGAGUUGUCAGCUAUUUCUGGGAGAGGGUGGGUCAUGGUUUUGUUUUUUUACUUUUUAUAGAAUGUUGCUUUUCUACAAUGUACAUAUAUUUGCAGUUUUAUUUGCUUCCCACCCUAGUCCUGCCAAAUAAAGAUGCCACACUG
This is a messenger RNA of Dipodomys spectabilis (banner-tailed kangaroo rat), 2689 nucleotides long. RefSeq names its product F-box protein 32 (gene Fbxo32). NCBI's taxonomy places the organism in Eukaryota, Metazoa, Chordata, Mammalia, Rodentia, Heteromyidae. Gene Ontology annotation, molecular function: protein binding. The record is from RefSeq and is a predicted model, not a curated record. Gene Ontology annotation, biological process: protein ubiquitination. The coding region runs from base 153 to 1220 and encodes 355 amino acids. Gene Ontology annotation, cellular component: nucleus; cytoplasm; SCF ubiquitin ligase complex. The transcript has 9 exons.